Molecule: messenger RNA, 1092 nt
Organism: Diprion similis
Lineage: Eukaryota; Metazoa; Arthropoda; Insecta; Hymenoptera; Diprionidae
Gene: Clp
Product: cleavage and polyadenylation specificity factor subunit 4
Exons: 4
Coding region: 118-996 (292 amino acids)
Molecular function (GO): zinc ion binding; RNA binding
Source: RefSeq, a predicted model, not a curated record
CCUAGUUGGUUUUUAUUUGAUUCAUGCCCAGGCAGUAGUUGAAAAUUUGAAUAUGGCUACCCUUGUAAGCUGAGAUGCGAAUUCAACGUGACAAGUGGAGAAUAAUUUGGUUUAAAAAUGGAAUGCAUCGUAGCUAACGUGGAGCACAUGAAAUUUGACAUAGAAAUCGCUCUGGACGAACAGUAUGGAGCCCUGCCGUUACCCUUCACGGGGAUGGACAAAUCCAUAGCAGCAGUAUGUCAAUUUUAUCCACGAGGAACCUGCGUCAAGGGAGGGUCUUGCCCAUUUAGACAUGUUAGAGGGGACAGAACCAUUGUGUGUAAACACUGGCUGCGAGGCCUCUGCAAAAAGGGAGACCAGUGCGAGUUCCUUCACGAAUAUGACAUGACUAAGAUGCCCGAAUGCUACUUCUACUCCCGAUUCAAUGCGUGCCACAACAAAGAAUGUCCGUUUCUGCACAUUGAUCCUGAGACAAAAGUUCGGGAUUGCCCUUGGUACGAUCGUGGAUUCUGCAGACAUGGUCCUCUCUGUCGGCAUAGGCAUGUACGAAGGGUUCUAUGUAUGGCGUAUCUCGCCGGGUUUUGCCCAGAAGGACCAAACUGUAAAUUCAUGCAUCCUCGUUUUGAGCUGCCUGCAGUCCAGGAUAUGCAACCAAAGGAAGGAAAGAAAGUGAUGAUAACAUGCCACUUUUGUGGUGAAGGUGGUCACAAAGCAAUCUACUGCAACAAGAUGCCUCCUGAUAUUAGAGAAGCUCAGGCAAGGCAGGAAAUGGAGGGUGGGGGCCAGGGAGCACAUCCUCCACAUCACCACAUCAAUUCACACAGCGGUCCCCCUCCACGAGGACCUCAGAAACCUUUGGAGGAGGUGACAUGUUACAAGUGCGGUACAAAAGGACAUUAUGCAAAUAAAUGUCCGAAGGGACAUUUAGCUUUCCUUAGUCACACUGGAGGGGCAGCGGCAGCUGCCAGCGGUCAAAAUCCAAGCUACAGACGAUGAGUGUUUCGUAAUAUGUUGGAAAUAUGAUUCUUUUAUUCUUUGAAAUCACUUGAAUAUAAUGGUACUUCUGCGUAAUAUAAUAAAAUAAGAAUAAAA